AUGGCCGCGGCACCGUCGCGGGCACUCGCCGCCGACAAGAGGUCGCAUCCGCUUCGCCUCCUUAUUCUUCUUCCCAUUUCUAUCUCCUUGUAUUUCCAUUGGGUUCAGUUGGUGCUCCCCGACUACAAGGGUUUAGGGUUUAUCUCUGCAGGAAGCUCAAGCACGUCGACAGAUGAAAGUGACUUGCUCGACUCACCUGUUGCUUGUGGUCUAGCUUCACAUGAUUCUGUAACUGCGAUAAGCCGUUCUCAAAGCACAGAAUUAAGAUCAGGAAGCUGGAAAUUUGCACAUUCUCAAGUUUCUUUCUUGGAUGUUCUGAAAGCCCCAUUAAGGACUAUUGCCAAAAAGGUAUGCAUUCCAUAUGGUAUUCACGUUGUCAGAGGUUUACAUCACACAGAAAGGGGUUUACCAUAUGUGCAGAUGAUUUCCCAGUACUUGAUUCCAAGAACUCUCAGUCAAAUGGUCAACAAGGAGGUGAUCCUGUUUCUACUGCAAAUUUCUCUUGGGAACCAAAACAGGCUCAACUACAUGCUACACAAACUCCUGAUAUAUGUGUGCCGCCUCCAUGUAUUGAUUACUGGCAUCCUCCUCCUGAUCACCCUCCUUGACAGGAAUGGAAUUCGUCUCGGAGGAGUGGUAUCAUAUGGUCCAUGCAAUCCUGCAGACAAGACUGUCAGCUUCCCUGUUGAAUCAUUUACUCAUGAUGGUCAAUCCGUUCUGAACCAGGGGGGAGAAGAAAGGCAUGGUCCACAUGGUGUUUAUCACCCAAAAAACAAUGAUUCCUGUUAUGCUAAUGUGCCUGUUGAUACUUUUGUCAAAAGUUUUCUUCAUCUCAUACUUGAAAAGGUCAAGGAUAACCAUUCAGAUGCACUUGAGAAGCAACCUGUCAUCGAGAAGGAUGUGGCACUGUUAGAGAAAAUAAAUUGUCUACCUCAUCACAUACUUGGAAAGAUCAAAGGUAACCAUUCAGAUGCACUUGAGAAGCAACCUGUCAUCAAGAAGAAUGUGGCACUGUUAGAGAAAAUUAAGUGUCUAAACAUCAAAGCUAGAAAUCUUUGUGCCCGUAACAUGCCAGAAAUAUCUUUGUGCAAGGAAUCCAAGGUUGAAUGCCCAAAAAGCCUCAAUUUAAAAGCAGAUCAUGUAGCAAAUGAUGUUCCCUUUAGCGCUGCCACCAAUUAUAUCACCUCUGCCUUUGAUAUGGCUAAUUCUGUUUCUGAAAGAUGUAAUCAUGUGUUGGUUGGUACAUCAAAUAUGUCUGCUAUUCUUGUAACGACUGAUCUGUCAGAAGGACAUGUUACUGAAUUCAGUGAAGCUAAAAAGAUGGGCAACUCUGCUGAUAAUCAUGUAUAUGGAGUAGCGGAUACAUCAACAAACCUCUGUGGCAGUUCAGCUACGGACACUGCAUCUAAUAUCUGGGGACAUGGAUGGAAGGAACACUCUACUGUUUACUCUUUGCCAGUCACUACAACAAAUUAUCAUGAAGAUCAACCAUUUGCUGGGAACUGCUCACAGCAGGUGCAUGCGAGAACUGCUAAUAAUAUGCUGAAAUCUCCUCCUUAUGAAAUCCAGCAUUCAGGAAGAGAGUUGUCUGCUCAAAAUGCACAACUACAGGGAGAGGAGAGGGAAAAAAGUCAACAAAAGGCAAAGUCUAUUGCAAAACUGGAAUUUGUACAAAGUCAGAAGUUAAAUGACGCACCUGGUAAAGCCUGUGAUUCCCAUGUAUAUGGAGGAUGGAGUGCUUUGAUAAACAAGCUUGAUUGUGCUGAGGAUAUUUCAUUUAACAUUUCGAGACAUGGAUGGGAAGGUCACCCUGCAGUUGACUCUUUGCCAGUUAUGACAAAUUCUCAUCAAGACCAAUCUUUUCCUUGGAACACCUCUGAGCAAGGGCACGCGCUAACUGAUGAUAUUCUUAAUUCUCCUCGUUAUGAAAUUGAGCAUUCAAGAUGGAGAGAGUCUUCUACCAAAUAUGCAAAACAACUACAGAUGGAGAAUGAAAACAUCGAACAUAAGGCAACAUUCAUUGCCAAACCAGAAGUCUUGAGCACACGUCCAUUUGUACAUAGUCUGAAAUCAAAUGAUGCACCAGGUGAAUCUGCUGCUGAUUAUCAUGUAUAUGCCAGAUCGAAUGCAUCAAGAAACAGGCAUGGUAGUUCUGCUGAGGAUAUUUCAUUUAGCAUGCCUGGACAUGGAUGGAAAGAUCACUCUACAGCUGACUCUUUGCCAGUUGUAAGGACAGAUACUUAUCAAGAUCAAUCAUUUCCUGAGGGCACUUCUUUGCAGGUGCAGGGGAGAGCUGUUGAUGAUAUGGUUAACUCUCCUGGUUAUGACGUUGAGCUUUCAAGGAGAGAAUUGUCUGCACAGCAUCCAAAACAACUUCAGGAAGAGGAGAGGGGAAAACUUCAACAAAAGGCAAAAGCUAAUGCAAAAUUGGAACUGAAGAGAUGUUUGUUUGUACAGAAUCAGAUGUCGAAUGAUGUGCCACAAGAAACAAACAAAAAUCUAUGUAAACAAAAUGCUGGAAGCAGUAGAACUAGUAGUCAUGAUGCCUCAGUAUCAGAUACAUGUACUGUCUAUGCUGAGAAUCUUAAUGUGCCUCCAAGACCAAAUGCCGUGAAGAAUACUGCAGCUGCUAUCAGCUCCACUCAGAAUGUGAUGUGUGCAGCCAAGAAAACUGACAUUAGCAUGCUGGAACACAUUGCCCAGAAAACUGAAGCAGAGUCACAUGACAGUAGUGCUCCAAAGCAUUUGCAGAUGGAGGAUAGGGAAGGACAAGUUCAUAAACAGGAGAGUAUUUCAAGGGGCUCCACUCCAGCAUCAGACACUGAAGAUGCUAACAAAAGUCCUUUGAUUCCGAACACCAUUUCCCCAGUCAAGAACACUGAAAUCAAGAUUAUGGAACAAAUUGACCCGAAAGGCGUGUCACGCUCAAAUGAAAGCAGGACUCCAACUCCAAUGCAUUUGCAGAUGGAGGAAAAGAGAAGGCAAGUUCAUUCACAUGGAAGAAUUUCAAGGGGCUGCACUCCAGCAUCAGGACCUGCAGGUGUCAACAAAGGGUCUUUGAUUCAUAAUGUGUCUUUGAUUCAUAAUGUCAUACCUUCAGCAAAGAACAAUGAAAACAGCAUGAUGGAACACAUUGCCCGGAGAAGUGCAUCACAGUCACACGAGAACAGUUCUCCAAAGCGUUUGCAGAUGGAGAAUAGGCGAAGGCAAGUUCAUCCACUGGAGAGAGUUCUAAGGGAGAGGUCAAACAUAGCUGAAAGCACAGAAGAUAUUACAACUGUUUCUGGGACUCAUGUGAACGCACAAAAUGCUGAAGCUAAACCUCAUGUGGACCUCUCAACACAAAGCAAGAACAGACCUGUGUCACCAUGUGUGUUUGGAACUGAGAAUACAGAAACAUCUGGUUUGCGUAAAGCUCCUGUAUCAGGCGUUGUUAUCAACAGUUCUAUAAUCAUCAUGCAGGCUGCUUUGGCUAGAGGCUUUACUGUGGGGAGCAUAGUGCUUGUGGAUGCUUCAGUUGCAUCCGUGAAUCAGGAGAAAACAGUUGCCAAGGAAGUGGAUUAUGAUACAACAAAUAGCUGUGCUAGUCCUACGCAGACAAAGCAAUCGGGAAAGAAUCAGCAUGAUGAACAGCAUGCCAAGGAGCCCCAUGGGGGUGACAGUAUCAUGUGCACAGAAGUUAAAGAGCCAAGGCCUGAGGCUGGUGGGGUGAACUGCAUGGCAAUACCUGCUCCAAACCUGCCAUCUGUGAAUCAAAGCACUGUUUUGCAGGAUGCAGUGCCAGCAAAAACAAGACCUGAGAACCGGGAGGAUGAGAAAAUUAUCAAGCAUCUAGGGAGGAGCAGUGCUGCUUAUGACCAAGGAAGCACAAAUGGUUUAGCUACAUCAGCAUCAGAUCUUACUGAACAGGAAGCCAACUCUCUAGUGUUAAAAAUCAUGCAAGAGUUAUCUGACCAGUUGGAGCAAGUGGAGAAGCAACUCGACUCCACCCGUGUUGCUGCUGUGAGCCAUUCAGAGCCGACUCAAACGAUGUCCCUACCUGGCUACACUUGGGGAGAACAUCGUGUGAGUCACAGUCAAAGGCAAUACCAUGUAGAUGGCCAAGGAAACGUGUGGACCAGCUACGCUGCAAACGUGUGUGGCAUCACACAGGGGGCUUCAGCUCUGCCUACCGCUCAUGUAUUGCCUGGACCCAUCUCUGUUCCUGAGAACAACACAUCGAAUGGCAGCAGUGCUCCAGUUUGGACGUGGGAUGCCGCCGAGGGCAUAUUGACAUCCGACAUGGGCAACGUCCCAGUUGUUGGUACUGCAAUUACAAGCAGGAGUGGCAGCGAACUGACUCAGAGCAUCUACGGGGUCAGUCAAAUGGAUCUGCACUGCAUGCAAGUCAUAGGAGGCAUGACAUAUGAAGGUGUUGCAGCGAACCCUGAGAACCAGUACUACCACGCAGGUCUGGCACAGCAGCAGGUCAACCCGGCAUGGUUCCCCCACGGCCAGCAAAGGAUGUGA
Molecule: messenger RNA, 4509 nt
Organism: Miscanthus lutarioriparius
Lineage: Eukaryota; Viridiplantae; Streptophyta; Magnoliopsida; Poales; Poaceae
Source: the annotation of a GenBank genome assembly